Molecule: messenger RNA, 447 nt
Organism: Pediculus humanus corporis (human body louse)
Lineage: Eukaryota; Metazoa; Arthropoda; Insecta; Psocodea; Pediculidae
Exons: 1
Coding region: 1-447 (148 amino acids)
Cellular component (GO): cytoplasm
Source: RefSeq, a predicted model, not a curated record
AUGACCCAGAAUGCGGAAAACCGUAUUGAAUGCGCUUUGACGACCAUGAUAAACGACGCGGAUAAAAUACAUUUGAGAAAACUUCAAGCGGAAAUGCACAAAUGCGCGGCAAAAUGUUGCGAAAACAAAGAAUGUUCUAUAGAACUCGUACACGCGUGUAUAGAAGUUUGCAGUCAGAAUUUAAAAAGAGCACAAAAAGUUGUACAAAGCGAAAUAAUACAUUUUCAAAAACGUCUUCAAGAAUGCGUAUUCACGUGUAAUAACGACGUUAAAAAAAAUAUCGAAAAAGAACCGAUUGAUUUACAAAUCAAAGCCUACGAAUCAGGAUUUGAUAAUUGCGUUGAAAAAUGCGUUGAUACCAACAUAGCACUAAUACCAUUCAUAAUGAAAAAAAUGAAAGAAAUUUUAGCGAAAAAACCGCAGGAUUUAAAUGAAAAUAAAAAUUAA